AUGAAUCAUGUACUAGUAAUAGGGGGUGACGGGUUCCUUGGUCGUUGGAUAGUAGAAUUGUUGCUUCGUCGGAACUCUGACCCAAAUCAGCCCAAUUAUGCAAUUUCAAUUUUCGAUUUACAACAACGAUAUUUUGACGAGUCUUUAACUUACUAUACUGGAAACCUUACGCAAUAUGAAGACAUUAAUUUAGCCAUUGCAAAAUCUCGCGCGAAAACUUUGAUACAUACAGCGUCGCCACCGCAUGGCUUAAAUUCCAAAAUAUACUGGGAUGUUAAUGUGGGUGGGACGAAAAAUGUGUUAAAAGCUUGUGUGGAGAAUGGUGUCGAAAAAUUGGUGUUCACUAGCAGUGCUGGUGUUUUGUAUGAUGGAAUUAGCGAUUUGGUCAAUGUCGAUGAGACUGCUUCUUUUCCGAAAGUUUUUCAUGAUGAUUAUCAUGAGACAAAGGCAGAAGCAGAGAAAAUUGUGCUUGCGGCAAAUAGACAGAAUGGCCUUUUGACUUGUGCUAUUCGUCCAUCAGCAAUAUUUGGACCUCGGGAUCAGCAAUUGGCAGCGGGAAUGAUAAAAGUGAUGGAACGAGGUCAAACAAAAUUUCAAAUUGGUGAUAAUUUUAAUUUAUUUGAUUUCACGUACGUCGAGAAUGUCGCGUAUGCUCAUUUGCUUGCAAUGGAUAAGUUGAGUAGCGAUCCUGAUAUUAAAGUAGGCGGUGAGGCAUUUUUAAUUACUAACGGGACUCCUAUUCCAUUCUGGGACAUGCCACGAUUUAUCUGGAGCCAAUUCAAUCAUUACCCGCCAUACUAUAUAAAAAUGUCGCGAACGGCCGGGCUCGCUUUAGCCUAUUGUGCCGAAUGGGCUUGUUAUCUGCUCAAUCGUGAACAAGGGUUCACCCGAUACCGGGUAAAGUACGCGUGUUCAUCGCGUUAUUUUAAUAUCAAUAAAUCGAAAACUAUACUUGGGUAUAGUCCGCCUGUUGAUUUAGAAGAAGGAAUCAAACGUACUUGUGAGCAUCUUGUACAACAGAAUCCGAAAAAUGGUAAAUAA
Ambispora gerdemannii is the source of this 1041-nucleotide messenger RNA. The record is from the annotation of a GenBank genome assembly. NCBI's taxonomy places the organism in Eukaryota, Fungi, Glomeromycota, Glomeromycetes, Archaeosporales, Ambisporaceae.